AUGAUGACUGGCGGGCAUCAGCAACAACACGAAGAAUACAUUGCAUCCCAACCUUUCCAAGUCAAUCCAAGCCACCUUAGGGUGCCCCAGUCUCUCGAUUCAAGCUUUCCGCAGUCCCAGGAACUCCCAGCCAUCACCAAGAGUGUUACACCGGCCAAGGACACCAAGGGCACCAAGGGCACCACUCCCAAACCCCGCGCGAAGACAACACAGCCAAAGAAACAAGCACCUCUUUCUCCUAAGCGAACUCAAAAGGCACCUACACCAUCACUAUCCCCCAGUAUUGGCAGCGAUGGCGACGUUGACUCGGAAGAAUCCGAGUCUGAGUCUGAGAGCGAGACGGAAGCCAGCAGUGUCUACCAAGAUACUGGCUCGGGUGCUGAGCCGGGCACCAUACAACGUUUCAAGCGCGACCACAUCCCCCGAAAGAUGACUCGAAGCCUUACUGCAAGUCCCUCUGGCAGCUCCUCGAGCGGUGGGGACAGCAGUGGUUCUGAUUGCGACAGCGACAGCAGUGACAAUGUCGACGAGAAUAAUCGCAAACGUACCAGUGACAACGUCGGUGAAAGCAGCAGCUGUAGCGGCAGCGGCAGCGGCAGCGAGAGCUACAGUAGCAGUGGCGAUAGCAAUGACGGUGUCAGCGACAACAAAGGUCGCUCCAGUCGCAACACUAAUGAAGGCAGUAGUGUCAAUGACAGCGAUGGUAGCAGCGACGGUAGCGACGACGACGACGACGACGACGAUAGCGACGACGACAGCGACGGUAGCGAAGAUGAGAGUGACUCUGAGCCCGAGCCACCAAAGCCCCUUACUCCCAAAAAUCCCGGGAUCAAGAAGCCUGCCAAGACAACCGUGGAGGCUUCAACACGUGGUGACAAGAAGGCCUGGUCUUCAGAUGACAUGAGCGAUGAGGAAGAAGAUAUCAAGUCUGAGCCCGACUCUGACUCCAGCGUGCCCAUGGCGUCAAUCCCGACAAAGGAUCAGGAACCUCCCACCUCGGCCCAGAGAGCUUCUGUUCCGCCAACAAAGAGUGAUGAAAAGCCAAAGUCAGAGGUUCGAUCUGCCAAGAGGCGCCGUGAGGAAGACGAGGUUGAGAAACCGACCGCCGGUGGGCGGCCCGCUGCGAAGAGAAGGGCAACAACGCAGCAGCAGAGCAGUCCUAGUGAGAAAACCAAGUCAAGCGAGGCUCGGCGCCGUGACAGAAAAAAACCGACCGAGGCUCCAUGCGGCGAAGGGUCAUCCAAAUCCAGGCGUUUUGCUGAGAAUGAGAGUAGCCCUCUUCUAGAGCAAAUGUUCAAGGAUCUUCCCCAGAUCGAAUCAGAGCACAAGCGCUCUAUUGACAUGCUGACUCGGCGUUUAAAUGCGCUGGAAGAGAAGAACAUGCGACAAGAUGAAAAGAUCGCAAAGCAGGACAAUAAAAUCAUAAAACAGAACAUAAAAAUCAUAAGGCAGGAUAAGAAAAUCAACAAACAAAACAAAAAGAUCUCCAAACAGGAUAAAAAGAUGAUGAAAUAA
This is a messenger RNA of Clonostachys byssicola, 1515 nucleotides long. The record is from the annotation of a GenBank genome assembly. NCBI's taxonomy places the organism in Eukaryota, Fungi, Ascomycota, Sordariomycetes, Hypocreales, Bionectriaceae.